This is a messenger RNA of Sesamum indicum (sesame), 1907 nucleotides long. RefSeq names its product Ubiquitin carboxyl-terminal hydrolase family protein. NCBI's taxonomy places the organism in Eukaryota, Viridiplantae, Streptophyta, Magnoliopsida, Lamiales, Pedaliaceae. The record is from RefSeq and is a predicted model, not a curated record. Gene Ontology annotation, molecular function: RNA binding.
UAGAAGAUUUGUGUACUGUUCCCCUUUCCUCUUCAAAUUCCCAUCCUUCUCAGACAGCCGCAGGGGUUCUGUAUUCUUGCCGCAGAUUACCGUGGAGAAAAUCAAUAUUUGCAGCAGCAGAAUCCCAGUAUAAACCCCAUCCUGGAGAUGCAGAUAUAAAGGAAACAAGGGUACAAGAUGGUGAUUGUUGUGCGUUGCAGAAGCCUAAAACCUUGGAGGUUUUUCAUGUAUGUUUUACCUUUUAAUCAGCAUUUUCAAAGACGAUUUUCUUUGUGGUCAAUGAAGAAAGAACCAGAUCUUGAAUCAGCUCUCUCUCGAAACCGUAGAUGGAUGGUGAAUAAUCAGAUAAAGAACAUAAUUCUCAGAUGCCCCAAUCAAGUUGCAUCUAUUGAUUUUCUUCAGAAGAAAUUCAAGAACCUUGAUCUUCAGGGCAAGGCACUUAAUUGGCUUAAGAAGUAUCCGUGUUGCUUUGAAGUAUAUUGCGAGAAUGAUGAGUACUUCUGUCGACUAACGAAACAGAUGAAGUUUCUUGUUGAGGAAGAAGAAAAUGUUAAAGAUUUGCAGGAGCCAGUUUUUGUGGAGCGGUUAGCAAAGUUGUUGAUGAUGAGUAAAAACCAAAGGCUAAAUGUUCUGAAAAUUAAUGAGUUGAAAAGAAACUUUGGUUUUCCGGAUGAUUAUUUGCUCAGAAUUGUGCCCAAGUACUCUGAUAUGUUUCGAGUUGUCAAUUAUACUGGCCGACGAAGCUCAAUGGAGAUUGAGCUCAUGUCCUGGAAUCCAGAUUUUGCAAUUUCUGCGAUUGAGAGAUUAGCUGAAAAGGAGGGUCGUGAACCAUGCUUUUCAUGUUCAUUGCCAGCUACGUGGGUGAAAUCAUGGGAGAGAUUUUGGGAUUUCAAUUCCACUCCAUACAUUUCACCUUAUGCUGAACUGAAGGGCUUGGUGGAGGGAUCAGCUGAAAUGGAUAAAAGAACUGUAGCUUUGGUGCAUGAAUUGCUCUCUCUCACUUUGUGGAAGAAAGUCUCUAUAGUCAAAUUAGGUCAUUUUAGAAGAGAAUUUUGCUUGCCUGAGAAAUUGAAUGUUUUAUUACUCAGGCAUCCUAGUAUAUUCUAUGUUUCAAACAGAUAUCAACUUUAUACAGUUCUUCUUAGGGAAGGAUACAAUGGUGCCGAAUUGAUCGAGAAGGACCCACUUGUUGUUGUGAAGGAAAAAUUUGGGGACUUGAUGCAGGAGGGUCUUCAUGAAUAUAACCGGAGGCAUUAUUUAAUGAAUUUAGAAAAGAAGAAGAAGAAAGGUUUGCUAACAGUUAGGCCAGAGAGAACAAAUAGAGAGGUGAUAAAUAACAUUUCUGAACAAGAAGAUGAUCAAGAAGGUGGUCUUGGUGGGAUAUUUAAUGCAGAGGAAAGGAAGCGAUUUUACAAAGUUCUCUUUGAUGAUGAUGUUAAAUGACGGUUAAAAUUUUGCACAGAGAUCCUACCCUGCUUUAGAAAUCCAGAUACCAGCUGAACGCGUCACUGCUACUGAUCGCUAAGUAAGAUGAUUAUAUUAUGAUUCCCUUGCUGUGGAUGGUGUGCAUGAACUUGACCUUGAUCUCUCGAGUCUUCAAAUGUUGACCGGAAUGAGUUGGAUCUACAACAGUGAACUCAUAGCCCCAGGAGUGGUGGCGGACGAAGGACGGGUGGCCUUGCAGUAUAAAGAGGAUUACCUAACCAAUCUGGAUGGUCUGGUUGGUGGGUAAACAGAGAAUCCAGUGGCAUGGGAUUCCUGUAUCAACUCCAACCUGGAAGUACUAGUCCAGAGGCCAAAUCUGUGAUGAGUAAUGUUUGAGGCAAGAACAGUAGAGGAUGUAAUAUAGAAAUUUGGAUGCUGCUGGAAAUACCUCUGCAGACUCUCUAGAGACAAUAAACCUUCAA